CUUCUGCCCGCCGCAGUACGACUCGUACCACUUCGUCAAUAGCACGGAGACCAAGCACGGGCUGUGCGUGUACUACGAGCGCGGACGCGACGCCGGCUACCCGGCCCAGUUCAACACCGUCCAAGUGCUCUUCCACUAUGUCUCCGACGAUGUCCUGCAGAUCAAGAUAUUCGACGCGGAACACAAGAGGUUCGAGUCCCCGUACCCCGAGGUGCCGAUGGUGUCGGGCCCCAUCUCUCAGCUCAAGUACCGCGUGCAGGUCGACAGCUCGGCUGUAGGCUUCAAGGUCAUACGGAACUCCGAUAACGUUACUCUAAUGGACACACAGAAUGUGGGAGGUUUGAUUCUAUCGGAUAAAUUCCUGCAAAUAUCGUCUCUGUUGCCGUCGGAGCACAUAUACGGUUUGGGGGAGAAGCAAGCCGCUUUCUUGAACGAUCUCAACUGGAAGACGAUCACGUUGUUCAAUAGAGACAUCGCGCCUACGGAAAACGUGAAUCUGUACGGAUCGCAGCCGUUCUACUUGUCUCUGGAGCGCAGCGGCCGCAGUCACGGCGUGCUGCUUCUCAACACUAACGCAAUGGACAUAGUGCUGCAGCCGACCCCCGCCAUAACGUACCGCGCUCUGGGAGGAAUACUGGACUUCACGGUGUUCCUUGGCCCCACUCCUCAGGACGUGGUGGCCCAGUACACUGCGAGGGUGGGCCGCCCCUUCAUGCCGCCCUACUGGUCGCUCGGCUUCCAUCUAUGCAAGUACAAUUAUGGCAGCCUCAAUGUGACCAGAGAAGUUAUGGAAAGCAACAGAAAAGUGAUACCUCUUGAUGUGCAAUGGAACGAUCUCGACUACAUGGGCACCGCUAACGACUUUUCCUACGAUAAGGACAAGUUCGCCGGCCUUCCGCAGUUCGUUGCACAGUUGCAUGACAAGGGGAUGCAUUAUGUCAUACUAUUAGACCCUGGUGUGAGUGCAUCAGAGAAGGCCGGCGAAUAUCCCCCCUUCGACCGCGGCCUGGAAAUGGAUAUAUUCAUCAAGAACUCUUCCGACCAACCCUUUGUCGGCAAGGUAUGGAAUCCAGUAUCGACGGUGUGGCCUGACUUCACCCACCCCAAGGCGUUCGACUACUGGCGCGACAUGAUGAUGGACUUCCAUGAGAAGGUCAAGUACGACGGCGUUUGGAUUGAUAUGAAUGAGCCGUCGAACUUCCUCUCGGGCUCCAUGUACGGGGACUGCGAGGCGGAGGAGCUGCCCUACAAGCCGGUGGCGGUGCCCGAGGAGGGGCUCAAGUACAAGACUCUGUGCAUGGACGCCAAGCACUACGGCGCGAGACACUAUGACGUGCACAAUGUGUAUGCGCUGGCCGAAGCCAUUGUGACUCACCAGGCACUGUCCGAUGUUCGUGAUAAGCGACCCUUCAUAAUAUCCCGGGCGUCGUUCCCGAGCCUUGGGCGCUGGGCGGGGCAUUGGAGCGGGGACGUGUUCAGCCGGUGGCAUGACAUGCGCAUGUCCAUACCAGCAUUGCUGAGCUUCAGCAUAUUCGGCGUGCCGAUGAUGGGCACGGACAUCUGCGGGUUCAACGAGGACACCACAGUAGAGCUGUGCAAACGUUGGAUGCAGCUGGGCGCCUUCUACCCCUUCUCACGGAACCACAACACUAUCAACGCUAGGCCUCAAGACCCAGUGAGCCUGGGGCCCGAGGUGGUGGCGGCGAGUCGCAGCGCCCUGCUGAUGCGCUACCGCCUGCUGCCCUACUACUACACGCUGUUCUGGCGGGCGCACUUGUACGGCGACACUGUGGCCAGGCCGAUGUUCUUUGAAUUCCCAUCAAUCAAGGCGGUGUACGCAAUAGACACGCAGUUCCUCAUAGGCGCGAACGUUCUCAUAUCCGCCAUACUGACGGAGGGCGCCAACACGACGCGCGCGCUGUUCCCGGGACCUGACCCGUGGUACAGCUUCGCUGAUGGACGGGAACUGGCCACCAAUGACACCUUGGACAUCGGGGAUACCGACAUUGUCUCUAUCAGGGGCGGUGCCAUCCUGCCAUUGCAAGAGCCGCCUGCCAAAGGUCCCGUGAACACGGCGAUAACUCGCAGCGCGCCCUUGCAACUCCUGGUGGUGCCGGACUCCAGCGGCGGCGCUAAAGGAGAACUGUACUGGGACGAUGGAGACAGCAUCAAUACUUAUGAAGAGAAGAAAUACAGGCACAUCGAGUUCGAAGUCAAAGACAACCAGCUGACCAGCGUAGUGCAGUGGUGGGGAUACGGGGUACCCUCCAUCAACACCAUCACCAUCCUCGGCCAAAACCCCAUCAGCACUGUCAAAGUGAAUGACGUCACUACCAACUUCACCUACAACAAACACAAAGUGUUGACGAUCGCUGGCAUCAACCUGGGUUGCCACACUUGUGGCUCGAAAGGAUGCAACCGGCAUGAUCCGGAAAUGUCUGCAGAGCCAUGGACUGGCCUGCAUAUACAUAAACAGUUGGACCAGGCUAUAGAAGAUUUUUAUAAUACAAUUUUAGAACAAUUUAUUAACACAUGGUACAGCAAGAUAACACUGCAGCCAUUCUUUGUUGAUGAGUUACGUCAUCAACUUAGAUAUGCUUCUGCCUGUUUGAUUAGGCGGGCCCUUAAGAUAAACUACUCGCAGUUUAUCUGCUCGCGACUCGUGCCGUGUGCGUUGCGGCACUAUUCGGUGUGGUCUAGCGGCGCGCGGCCUGCGCUGCACGUGGCGGCGAGUAACCGCACCGCCGAGUUGCGCUACCUGCGAUGUGUCACCGAAUCCUUGCUGCCUCAUCUGUUGAGGAGUGUGGAGUGCCAGAAUACAGUGUUCCGCGUGCUGAUCAGAGAGAUAUUCGCGGGCUGGGUGCUGCUGUCGUUGACGGACGUGCUCGCGGACCCCUACAUACUGAACACUCUCAUAGUGCUGGCCACCGGCGACGAGACCAUGGCCAAUCUGCCCGCCACGCCCAAUUAUAAGGUAGAAUUUCUAGAGAACUUCGUCCGUCAAACGGAGUCCGUAUACGGUGCGCGCGCGAAGCUUCUGCGCAUAGACCUGGAGCUGCUUCUGAACAACCAGGAACACUUCUAUGCACUGCUGCACCACUUGAAGACCACCACCGACAUAUACCUGCUGCAGUUCUAUAAGGAUAUCAAAUCAUUCCAGACUCGAAUAUUAAAUCCGGAACUAACUUCAGAGGAGAAGCAGUCUUUAUAUCAAGAAGCUCGGGAAUUGUUCUCUAGGUACAUGUCAUCAGAGGUACCCCGGGUUGAGCUGCCUGAUGCUUUGCUGGCUGAACUAGAAGAGCUGUUAGAGGCAGGCCCUGAGGGUGUUACAAGAUUGCAGACCAGUCGAGCUUUGUACCAAGCGGCGCGACAGUCGCACUCGGCUUUAGAAAAAAUAAUGUUGCCCAAAUUCUUACACAGUGAAGAGUUUUACAAAUUGUAUAUAGGGCCUAGGAUACCCAUCGGAUACCAGAAACAGAUGACAAAAAGACCGCAAGACAAACUGAACAUGUUAAAACUGGGCCUCAAACUAAAGAACGUUCUAAAACCGCAAGUGAUAGACGGACAGAUACUUGAGUCCAUUGGUGCGGAGCUGGAAGACGGCGAGAGUUUGGACAAUGUGGAUAUUCUGAAGUAUUUGGACUCAUUGGCAGCUGAUGAUACGAUGGACCAAGAUUUGAGUGCUUACAAAGUUGUGCUGACUAAUGUGGAAACGAGAUUGCAACCCCCGCCCCGGCGCGGCUCGGUGCGCGUGUUCACGCUGACGGUGCACCGCGUGCGCGAGGCGCUGCCGCCCGCGCUGUUCAGCGUGGAGCGCUCCGAGCACGACUUCCACCUGCUGCGCGGUAAGCUGCAGGAGUUCCACGGCGACGCGCUGCUGGCGGACCUGCCGCUGCCUUCUAGACGUGAUAACAGCCCAUUAGAAACUCUACGGUACAAAUAUGAGGACUUUCUGCAGCGGCUCAUACAGAUAAACCUUCUCCAGACCAGCGAGCUUGUUCACUUGUUCCUCACCGUGGAUGGUGACUUUUCUAUGUUGGUGCAGGCGUCCACACUGAACGCGGCCGCCUCAGACCUGGGCAACAUCUACCAGUCGGUGGCGCACAAGCUGCGCAAGGAGAAGGGGCAGCACCUGGAGAGCUUCCUGAGGAACUUCCUCAUCUCCUCCGAUAAGGAGCGAUAUCAGGCCCUGAAACAAGGCACAACACGCGACAUCGAGGAGGCGCACGAGGUGGAAGUGGAGGAGACACACCAGCUCACGAAGCGGCCGACCAACGCGCGGAACAUCCGCGGAAGCGUGUUCCAGAACAACUUCGACAUGGAGCCGGUCGUGAUGAGGUGCGACUUGGCGCACCAGGACACCGUCGUCGGCUUCUCGCAGUGCCUUAUGUACAUGUUGUCGAAAGUGAUAAAAGCACGUGCUCUGGUGACGGGGGUCGUGGGCAACUUGGUGGGCAUGUCGCGGAUACUGAUCGACACCGUGUUCAACAUACUUCUGAACAGUUGUUUGUGCAAUCUACUCAAUGAGAGGCGGCUGGCGCAUUUGAUAAGGUUGGGACACGGUAUUCUCUUCGGCAAGAAGUCGUCUCCUCGAACAGAUCCUGGCAAGCAGCGUCAGUUGGCGCGACACCAGCUGUUACUGGCCAUCCCGCCCGCCGCCAGCCUAGCGCUGGGCCCCGGCCUGCCCUCCGCCGCGCUCGUCGCCUUCGAGCUCAUACAGAACCCGCAGCUCAACAAACAGUUGGUGUACAAUUUGCUGGAUCUCUGCAUAAUUGAACUGUUUCCUGAACUGAGUAACACAGAAUCGAAUAUAGAGAACAGUUGAAACGUUCAUAGUUUUUAUUAUUUAUUUAUUUAUUUUGUAUUCAAUAGAGACACAGAUGUUAUUGUACAAAAGAUUUCAUUGACAGUGAAUAGUUUAUUUAUUUGUUAUUUUCCAAAUCCGACAAAAUGUCCUCGAUGGUUCACUCCAAAAUUAGACUAGAAAUUAAACAUUUAAACAUAUCCAAGAUAGAAAGCAUUCAAUAUCACUUGUCUGGUUAUCAGUAAACAUCUCAUCAUAACCAGUUCGUUUCAUGUAGGAUGGUGCGGGUGACAGUUCGUUUCACUCUUGAAAGUUUGCCAAGAUUCACAAUAAUAGUAUGUAUUAUGAACGUCAUACAGACGACUGUCACCAUACCCAUGCUAUCUGAAAAACAUUAUUACCAUCUUUAUUAUUAGCUUAUUAAGCAAGUGAUUCGGAAAAUAAAGACUAUUUAUUUGUAUUAAAUUACACAAAAACAUUAGAUAUUAAUAUUUUAUUAGUUUCAAAUAUUUUAAUGGGCCAUUUUUUACAUUUAUUGUUUUCUCUAUUUCUAGCAGCUGUUUUAUAACUCUAUUAUAAAUUAUGUAGAUUUCUUUAAAUGAAAAUAUGAUAAAUUGAUAGAAUUCUUUUAUUAAUAUAAUCAAAGAUUCAAUCGGUAAAAACUGAGUGGUCCAAGAUUUUUUAGUUACCGUCAAUUUUGUUUUACAUUUUCAAAAAUGUAAAAAUCUUGUUUAUAAUCACAUUCUCUGAAAUUUCAACCAAUUUUUAAUGAAUAUAUUUUGUAUAUUUGGUAGCUAUCGGACGAGGUAGGUAGGUCGUAAAGUAUUUUCACCUUACUUACCCCCCCUUUUAAUUUUGAUCUUAGUAUUUUGUAUGAAAGAAAUUUGUAAGGCAGAAAAAUCUUAUAUAAUAUCAUUUUUAAUGUGGCUUAUUAUAAUGAUAUUACAUGUAAUUAUUGUAUAAGUAUUAUGUCACAAAAUAGAAAUUAUGUUUGUUUUAUUUUUGGGAGCAAUUACUAGUUUGUUAUAAUAAAGCAAUGUUCGUUGGUUGUUUCUAUUAUUUUCGUGAGUAAUUUGUAUUUAAUUGUAAAUAUUUGUAAUAAUGAUAAAUAUAUUUUUGUAAUAGUUUAGUUAUCGGCCUGCGCGCCCGAUCUGUGAUAAAAUCGGGGCCGCGUACUACGAGUACGAAUAUUUGUAACAGGAAUGAUACACCAAAUAAAUUAUUUUCAUAUUU
Bicyclus anynana (squinting bush brown) is the source of this 6037-nucleotide messenger RNA. Its product is annotated as sorting nexin-14. The record is from RefSeq and is a predicted model, not a curated record. Gene Ontology annotation, biological process: carbohydrate metabolic process. Gene Ontology annotation, molecular function: carbohydrate binding; alpha-1,4-glucosidase activity; phosphatidylinositol binding. The transcript has 32 exons. Lineage: Eukaryota; Metazoa; Arthropoda; Insecta; Lepidoptera; Nymphalidae. Bases 218 to 4825 code for a protein of 1535 amino acids.